Molecule: messenger RNA, 1590 nt
Organism: Micromonas commoda
Lineage: Eukaryota; Viridiplantae; Chlorophyta; Mamiellophyceae; Mamiellales; Mamiellaceae
Exons: 4
Coding region: 1-1590 (529 amino acids)
Biological process (GO): glutaminyl-tRNAGln biosynthesis via transamidation; mitochondrial translation
Molecular function (GO): glutaminyl-tRNA synthase (glutamine-hydrolyzing) activity
Source: RefSeq, a predicted model, not a curated record
AUGCUUCGCCGGGCGCUCGCGUCGCGGUCGAGCGAGGCGGCGAUCAUCUCAACGCGCGUCUCGCUUCCUCGCGGCUCGAUUCCUCCGCCCCCUACGUCGUCGUCGUCGUCGUCGUCGUCGUCGCGCGAGGGCCGCCGCCCGCGCUUCUUCUCGACGACGACGACCUCCGCCGAACGUCCCGUCGACGACGACGAGUGGGAGACGGUCGUGGGUCUCGAGCUGCACGUGCAGAUAGGGGCGAAGACCAAGCUGUUCUCCGGGGCCGAGAGACUGUACGGCGCCGAGGCGAACGCCAACGUCGCCCCGUUCGAUGCGGCGCUCCCCGGAUCCCUUCCCGCCGUGAACGCGCGCGCCGUGGAGCUCGCCGCGAGGCUCGGGUUCGCUCUCGGCGCCGACGUCCAAUCGCGGAGCUCGUUCGACAGGAAGCACUACCACUACCCCGACCUGCCCCACGGGUACCAGAUCACGCAGCAGCGAUCGCCCAUCGCGCUGGGCGGAUCCCUGGACGUGUUCGUUCGGGACGGCGUUAGCGGGACGCUGCGAGUAGAGCGGCUGCAGCUGGAGAUGGACACGGGGAAGAGCUCCAAGGCCAAGAGUUCAACGCUGGUGGACCUCAACCGCGCCGGGUCGACGCUCGUCGAGAUCGUCACCGCGCCGGACCUGAGGGGCGCGGAGGAAGCUUCGGCGGCCGCGGAGACGUUCCAGAAAGUCGUCAGGUUCCUCGGCGUGGGGGACGCCAACAUGGAGGAAGGGUCGAUGCGAGUCGACGUCAACGUGUCGCACCGAACGAGAGACGGCGCCGUCGCCGGGGAGAGGUGCGAGGUUAAAAACUUAAACUCCUUUCGGUCCAUCGCGCGCGCGGUGGCGCACGAGCGAACGCGGCAGAUCGCGCUGCUCAAACGCGGGCAGCGCGUGAGGCGUCAGACCCGAUCCUUCGACCCAGCCACCGGCGCCACCGCCGUGCUGCGAGACAAGGAGGCGCUCCUCGACUACAGGUUCGCGCCUGAACCCGAUUUGCCCCCCGUGGUGAUCGAACCCGCGGCGUUACGAGCCAUCAAAGCGGCCGUUCCCGAGCUGCCAUCCACCGCCGCGGCGAGGCUGACAAACACGGCAGGUUUAGCGCCCAAACUGGCCCAAACGAUCGCGUCCAAACCGUCGACGGUGGCGUACUUUGACGCGUGCGCCGAAGCGGCUGACGCGUGGUCGACUCGAAACGGGACGGUUACGGUUGACAAACAAGACGUCGCCAACUGGGUCACCGGCGUGCUCGUGGGCGCGGUGAAGAGGGCGGGGGUGACGCAUAAAGGUGGAGCGGGUGGUGAGCCGCUCCGCGGUUUGCCCGAGAGCGCCGGCGCGGCGAGGGUCGGCGAGCUUCUCGCCCGCGUGGCGGCGUCGACGUCGAUGGAUUCAGGAGCGUUGGAGGCUACGUGCGCCGCGGUCGUCGCGUCUAUGCCCGAGCAGCUCGCGGCGUACCGGGGCGGUCGGACCCGGGCGAUGGGUUCGUUCGUGGGCGAGGUGAUGAAGCGGACGAAAGGGAGGGCGGACCCGCGUCGCGCCGCGGAGAUCAUCAAGACCCUGGUGGACCAGUAA